AUGACCUCCAACACGGGCUCUCUCUUCGGAGGGAGUGGUCUUGGGGCGGCCACAACCGCCCAAGCACCAAGCCUGUUCUCAACCAACAGGCCGACACUGGGCUUGGGCACUCAAUCGACUGCGCCUACACAGGGUGCCCAGACUUCUUCACUCUUUGGUCCAUCCCAGACCCAGCAACAGCCAACCCAGACCUCUUCUCUGUUCGGGGGACAAUCUCAGGCCCAGCAGCAACCGGCCCAACCCUCGUCGCUAUUUGGAGGGCAAUCCCAAGCUCAGCAACAGCCAGCCCAAUCUUCUAUUCUCGGCCAGUCCCAACAGCCGGCCACCGAUGGACAGGCGCAGGGUCGGGCUUCUACCCAGGCAACGCAGCCUGCAUUCUUCAACAGCCUGUUGGAGCGGGGCAAAAAGCGUCCGCUGUCUGCGACUGGUCAAAAUGGCAACUUUGACGAGAUCCCCAGCCUCCAGUUGGGUCUGGAUGACAUUCGGAGAAAAGCGAGAGAGCUUGGCACCGCAGGACAGAAGGAUACCCAGCAGGCGGGCACGGCUAGCAAGGCCCACUACCUCCUUGCGGCUUCUGGGAUCUCCCCAGGACGGGCCUUGCGCGACCUCAAGUCUCUGGAUCCGCAGGCAUCCAUCUCCGCUGCGGCAGCGAAAGAACAGGACAGCUUUGACCCGGAUAACCAGAGGUUUCUGCGCAACAUUCAGCAGCGUGGCCGCCAAGUCAUGAUUGCGGAGAGCUUAGCCCGGUCUCAGAGAGAUUUUGACGCAUUCCUAGAAGAGAAGGUGGAUAUGGACUGGGAAGACCAGCGUCAGAAGAUUUUCCAUCAUUUUGGUCUCUCCCAGAAAGAUGCUGGUGGGGACCUGAAGGCCACCGCGCGCGGUGCUUUUGGACGGUCUACACGACAGUCCAAGCUGACGGGCUCCAGUUCCGCUCAUGGUCCCACCGCCGCGUCUCGUAGGAGCGUUUUCGGACGCUCUGGCCUCGAGAAAUCGGUGAUUGGGACACCCGGGGCGGGAUUAGCAAGCCGUCAGCUAUUUGAGGAUCCGGCCGAGCGCAAUGAAGGAACCACUGUCCACUCAGCGGACCUCCGGUUCUUGCGAGAGAAGAUGGGUCACUAUGCCGAGAAGGUCCAACAGCUAAACACCGUCAGACUACAGAAGCAGAUCUAUCCCAUCCUUCAUGAGUUCGCAGAUGUCGAAAAACGCACGGGUGGCGAUGCUCCUCGACAAUUGGUCGAUGCAUAUGGAGCCCUCAUUCGAGUCGUCCGUGAGAAUGCAAGCAUUUCUAGUCCGUCUGACCCGGGUGCUGUACGGGAGCGACAGUAUGCCGAUGACUACUUGGAAGAAUCAGUCAAAUCCCGCAGGGCCAUCAAUCUCCGGAAGCAGAUUCUCGAAGGGUCAAAGGGAUUCCUUGAGAAUCUGUUCUAUAACGAGGUCGAGAAUGUCAUCGCCAAGAAUCCGCGUGAGGCACAGCUGGGCGGCAUUCCCAGCGUGAUCAACAAGAUCCGCGGCUACAUUCGCCUUCGGGCAGCCAGGAAGGAUUUGGCGCCAGAUGGGACCGAACUCCAGAUGGUUGGUCAAGACUACUGCUGGAUCCUGAUUUUCUACCUUCUGCGAUGUGGAUUCAUCACCGAAGCGGCGGAAUAUGUCAGCCAGGACCCCGGUUUCCGCUCUCUGGAUCAUAAGUUCGUAACAUACAUGACCACCUAUGCGCAGAACAGACGCCUGCCACGCGACUUGCAGCAGAAGAUCAAUGGCGAGUAUCAGCAACGUUCGCGGAAUGCGCCUGACAACACUGUCGACCCCUAUCGGAUGGCCUGUUACAAGAUCAUUGGCCGCUGUGAUCUCUCCCGCCGUCGCUUGGAGGGCAUCAAUCAAAGUGUGGAGGAUUGGAUGUGGCUGCAGUUCAGCCUUGCUCGAGAAGACGAUCGCGCGGAAGAGGUGGCGGGUGAUGUUUUUGGGCUGGAAGAUAUUCAGACCGACAUCACUGAGAUCGGACAACGCGUCUUCACCAAGGGCCAAGAAGGGCCGGGUGGCUAUGGAACUUUCUUCCUUCUCCAAAUCCUGGGGGGAAUGUUCGAGCAAGCCGUGGCCUAUCUGGGCACCUAUUCGCCGGUCACUGCGGUGCAUUUUGCCAUUGCGUUAGGGUAUUAUGGUCUUUUGCGUGUAUCCGACUUCUACACGUCUGGAGAGGAGAUCUUAUCCUUCACUGUGAAACAGUAUCCCCAGAUCAAUUUUGGGUACCUCAUUACACAGUACACCCGCGAAUUCCGCACUGGAUUUGUUGAGGCCGCCAUUGAUUACUUCACCUUGAUCUGUCUCAAUGCGGACCUCCCAGGCUCGCUGGGCAAGUCUCAGGCCUCAGUCUGUCACGAAGCGUUGCGCGAAUUCAUCUUGGAGACCAGAGAUUUCGCCAAGCUGCUCGGUGACAUCCGGGCUGACGGUACCAGAAUCAAGGGUGUGAUCGAGCAGCGCCUCGACUUAAUCAAUCUGGAAGACCAGCAGGAAUUCCUCAAAACCAUCACGGUCCAGGCGGCGGCAGUGGCCGACGACAAGGGUUUGAUCACCGAUGCCGUUCUUCUGUACCACCUGGCCGAGGAUUACGACCGCGUCAUUGAUAUCAUCAACCGGGCUCUGUCAGAUGCGAUUGCGGUCGAACUAGGGGGUGUUCUGCCGAAGCUGCAGCCUCUUCGUCCGCGAGUCGAGCAGGGUCAGGAUGGUCAGGCCGCACAUGCAGGCACCCCUGAUCCUGGCAGCAGUCUCAGCUUGACGGCCGUAGAUGACCCGGUCGUCUUGGCGAAGAACAUGAUCAGCCUCUACAAUUCAAACACACUAUAUUGGCAACAGAUCCGACAGAUGAACCGGGAUGCCUGCGGGCUGCUUCUUCGCCUGAUGGAAGCCAAGAUUCUCGUUGAAGCCGGGCGUUGGACGGUGGCACUCGAUGUAGCUCACGGGUCUGUCCCGUAUAUCCGCAGCGCCGCACAGGCCUUCUCGUCCUUCCCUCCCAUCAUCUCGCGCAACAUCGGGCAUGUCAUCAUGUGGAGCAUUACCUGCAUCGGCCAUGAGCGCGAACGUCAGAACUCCGGGCAGUAUGACAAUGAGACGCGACAAGGUAUGGCGGAGAACCUGCUGGUGUCGGCGAAGGAUCUGAUGAUCUUCUCGGGCAUGGUGAAGUACAAGUUGCCGCCUCGGGUCUACGAGACUCUUGCUCGGGCUGGUGCGGACAUUGGAGCUUAUUAG
Penicillium riverlandense is the source of this 3240-nucleotide messenger RNA. It is a transcript of the gene nic96, whose product is annotated as linker nucleoporin NIC96. Bases 1 to 3240 code for a protein of 1079 amino acids. Gene Ontology annotation, molecular function: structural constituent of nuclear pore. The transcript has 5 exons. Lineage: Eukaryota; Fungi; Ascomycota; Eurotiomycetes; Eurotiales; Aspergillaceae. The record is from RefSeq and is a predicted model, not a curated record. Gene Ontology annotation, biological process: poly(A)+ mRNA export from nucleus; protein import into nucleus. Gene Ontology annotation, cellular component: nuclear pore.